Messenger RNA from Oldenlandia corymbosa var. corymbosa, 1403 nucleotides. The record is from the annotation of a GenBank genome assembly. NCBI's taxonomy places the organism in Eukaryota, Viridiplantae, Streptophyta, Magnoliopsida, Gentianales, Rubiaceae.
AAAAAACUUUCACAGCCUUUAAAGCAAUUUGAAAACACUCUGUAAUUAGCCUCGGACAAAUUAAUAUAAAUCUAUAAAUUAAAUAAAUGAAGCAGUGGGCAACAAUUUGAGCACGAGGCAGGAUGAAUUAACAAUGUUUUUAGGUUUCAUAUAUUUGAGCAAAUUACAUAAUUGAUCCCUCAAUACAUGUCUAUAAAUAAUACCCCUUCAAAGGAAAAACCAGUCAAAUCAAUUACUCAAAAUACUCUCUCUUUCAUUUAUCUCAUCUAUUCUCUCUCAUCUUUUCUGGUAAGAAAUGGCGAAGCUUUUGGCAAUGGCAACGUUGCUGCUUCUGGCAGUAGUACAGCUUGUCGCUGCUGCUGCUGAAGACGAUCAGAGCCCAAAAGCCGUGGAGAAAUGGUUCAAGAAGCUUCCAUCAGCCGAGCGGGAGCUCACCAAGCUCCAUUUCUACAUUCACGACAUCAUGACCGGAGACCACCCAACCACCAUCCCCAUCGCCAGCGCCAACUCCACCGCCACUUCCCCAACCCGGUUCGGUCUGGUGUUCGUCAUGGACAGCCCGUUGACCGAGGGACCGGAACUCAAUUCUACGGUCAUCGGACGGUGUCAGGGAACUUUUUCUUUUGCUUCCCAGUCGGAGAUCGGCUUGCUCCUCACCCUCAACUUCGUCUUCACCGACGGCCCGUUCAAGGGAAGCACCCUUGCGAUCUUGGGUAACAAGAAGAGGGACAACCAGUACAGGGAGUACCCCAUCGUCGGAGGUUCCGGUGCUUUCCGGCUGGCAGAAGGUAUCGCCGUCGACAACACUUACACCGGCCCUAUCUCUGAAGGAAGGCCACCCACUGAGUGCCAAGUGUUUGUUCUCCGUUAUGUUGAGCCCAAGAUUGAGCUCGUCACCGACGGCGCCUUCUAAUCUUCUCUUUCUUUUUAUUUUCCUUCUGGAUAUCAAUUUCAAAUUUUCAAUCAAUCAUGCAUGUUUGUAGGUUCUGUCCCUUUUUUUUUUCUUCUUAUUUCAAAUGAAUAAAUGUGAACGGCGCGCGCUUGGCAAUUAAGAUUGUAUAAUCCCAGUUUAAUUUGAGUCUGCUUUAUUUAAUUUGGUCUUUGCCCUUUACAAUCUUCUCCUGUAAUUGCUUCGCGGUGUUGUUAUGGUUGAUGUCUAUCAUCGACUCGACGACUUUUAAUAAAGUUUGAUGUAGUUGUAAAAAUAUACUCAUUCCCCUCUCAUAGAAAAGUCCAAUCCGCUACUCUAAUUUAAUUUAAUAAACACUAGUGUCACCUCAUUUGCAUACAUGUUCAAUGAAUGACUAGUCCCCGUAUACUCUAUAUUAUCGUCAUACUUGCGUGCAUGUUCAACACCUAAACCACAUUGUAUUUGCGCGCUGCUGCUGUGUAUGGGUUGAAUG